Molecule: messenger RNA, 1836 nt
Organism: Trichoderma breve
Lineage: Eukaryota; Fungi; Ascomycota; Sordariomycetes; Hypocreales; Hypocreaceae
Product: KR domain-containing protein
Exons: 8
Coding region: 1-1836 (611 amino acids)
Biological process (GO): fatty acid biosynthetic process; secondary metabolite biosynthetic process
Molecular function (GO): oxidoreductase activity; fatty acid synthase activity
Source: RefSeq, a predicted model, not a curated record
AUGUCUUUGGUUAGUAUUCUCCCAGGAUGGUGGUGGGUUGUAGCAGACGGCCGGCCAGAUAUACCCUAUGUUUCCCCUGCCCGGUGGGAGUCGGGGCUAGAGGCAGUUGGAUUCGGGCCUCGAGAGUGUCCCUUUGACAGCGAAGAGCCCAGCCAGCUGAACGCCAUCAUGGUGGCAAAACCAAGUGUCGAGCCUGUCUCAUCGGCGAAGAAGACGAUUACCUCUGCAACGACGGCGCGAGCCAAAGGGGAACGCCGAUCCUGCAACUUGAGCUCAAGGGCUAUGGACUAUCAGGCUAGCUGCCAGAGCCAAGAUUAUGCGCAGCUCGUCGGGUUGUCCAGAACAAUUCGCACCGAGGCCCUGUCAAACUCUGCAGUCUGUGAGGCUGAUGACUUUGAGAAAUCACUGAAUGUUGCUCUGGACGUGUUUGCAAAGUUCCAGGAGCGUCAAGGAGACGGUAUGCUGGAUUCUGACUCUGAGUUUGCAGUCGCCAACGGUCCAAGACGAGCUGAUGACCGAAACGGGAAGAUUGAGAUUAAGUUGCAUGCGAUAGAUCUGAACUUCAAGGAUGCCCUAAGAGCUGUCAAUGACAUACCUUGUCCAGAUGAAGGCGUAGGCACAGAAGAUGCCGGUAUGAUUCGUCGUGUUGGCCCUGGAGUCCGGACCCUUAGACCAGAUGAUCCUGUCAUGACCGUCAAAGCCGGUAUCUUCACCGAUGCCACGGCAAUGACUACUGUCUUUUCAACGGUCGCCGAAUCAAUGUUCAACGCCGCUCACCUCGAGAAAGGUCAGGUUAUCAUUCUUUUCACAGUGCAUCGGGAGUCCUGGGCAUCUGCGAUCCAGCUGGCCAAGAAGGUUGGGGCAGCGAUGUACGCCACCGUAGGAAAAGGAGAAAAAGUCAAGUUCCUCAUGGAAGGGUUCAAUAUCCCUAGGAGUCGCACCUACCAGCAUCACGACACCGGGUUCGUCGAGGGCGCCACGCGCGAAACCAACGGUCGAGGCAUCGAUGUCGCUCUCAACUUUCUGUCUGGUGAGCUACUCCAGGCGAUGUGGCGCUGUGUGGCCCAAUACAGUCCCAGUGUUGAGAUUGGCAAGCGAGAUUUGCUUGGUGGCAGCAAAGCUAGAGAUGGACGCUUUCCCUGCUGGUCGAACAUAACGCACGACAGCUCGUCUCUCUCUCUCGCAGUGUUGGAGAUGGUCCUGAUGAUGUAUAUUUUGUUCACUGGAACGCCCAAGGUUAGAUACAUAUGGAAUCUCCACGAGGCCACAAGGGAAACUGGCAUCAAAUCUGACUUCUUCUCCUCAAUGCGGGGUACCACGGGCCUAGCUGGCCAAUCCAACUAUGCCAGCGCCAACACUUGUCUCGGUUCCUAUGUGCAGUAUUGGACUGGUAUUAGGCUGCAUGCCUCACAUAUCGACCAAGGAGCAGCUCAAGAUCCGGGCUGUGUCGCCAACGAUGAACCACUUCUAAAGAGAAGGAGUCUAGCAAACACCAGGGGAGUCUCUGAGCAAUACUCACUUCUGUACCCUUGGGUAGCCAGGAAGGUCGCGCCUUCUGGGAAAAAAGACGGGCGCAUCACGGCGUAUCACAACGCAUCCAACGAGUCUGAUGAUGGCUCUGGGGCCAGCAGGGAUUUUCUGGACAUCUUGUUAGCCAAGGCCAAGACGAAGCCAUCCAUGCUCAAACCCAGGGAUGCGGGUGGAACUCUGCCGAUCGAGAUUGGCAAGAGGCUGUUCAUGUUCCUGCUCAAGUCAGAAGAUGAUCCAGACAUGUCAACGUCUCUGGCAGCUCUUGGCCUUGACUCACUGGUGGGAGUCGAGAUGCGGAGCUACUAG